Messenger RNA from Bactrocera oleae (olive fruit fly), 2301 nucleotides. Its product is annotated as threonylcarbamoyladenosine tRNA methylthiotransferase. Gene Ontology annotation, cellular component: endoplasmic reticulum. The record is from RefSeq and is a predicted model, not a curated record. NCBI's taxonomy places the organism in Eukaryota, Metazoa, Arthropoda, Insecta, Diptera, Tephritidae. Gene Ontology annotation, biological process: tRNA methylthiolation. Gene Ontology annotation, molecular function: 4 iron, 4 sulfur cluster binding; tRNA (N(6)-L-threonylcarbamoyladenosine(37)-C(2))-methylthiotransferase activity.
AAUUAAGUUGUUCGAAUUGGACAAGUCAUAAUAAAAAUAUUUCCUGUUGGUUGGCCAAGUUCAAAGAAUAAUAAAUACAUAAUUAGUAUUUGGUGUCCUGUAUAAACCGUCGAAAGAGUUCUGAUGAAUCUUCCCGCCACUUACAAAUAUAGGUGUGUGGACUUUUUCCUAAUUUCCUCUUGUUUGGCUGAAGUUGGUGUGAUUUAGCCUAUAACAUCUAGCUGAGGAAAUGCCUAGAAAAGAGAGUUUCCUUAAAGUAAUCGGACCUCAACCAAUAGGUGUAGCUCAGAGGUCUUAAGGUGGCAUUUAGUGGAGGUAAGCAAGCCGACGUUAUAAGUUUCCAUAGGUCCCCGAUUGAAUAAAGUUCUUAUUUAUGGAAACACAGCAAUAGGAAACCCUUUUCAAUUUCAACAUAUCGAUAAAAUUCAAAAGUAUCGAAUAACGCGAUCCAAUGAUAAAUCUCUAGGCGAUUUUAGUAAACAUCAAUUUAACACAACACUAACAAAAUACUCACACAUGGUGGAACGUCAAAAAUGCCCGACGAAAUUCAGGCUAUAAUGGAAGAUUUGCCGGAAAAUAACAUCGAGGAUAUAGAGGAUCUGAUAUCAGAAGAAGAUGUAAAGCCACGUGAUCGUUAUAAAAAUAAGAAAAGUGUUUCUGUACGUCCUAAAAAGCGCAGUAAAGUUAUUGUUAGUGACUCCAAUGGCGAAUCGGCGGAGCGGCAGUUACCAGAAAGAAAAAUUUACGAGAGUGUUAUACCAGGAACUCAGACCGUUUACGUAAAAACCUGGGGAUGUGCGCACAACAAUUCUGAUUCUGAGUAUAUGGCUGGUCAAUUGGCUGCGUACGGUUACAAUCUGACGAAUCAAAAGGAAAAUGCGGAUCUCUGGUUACUUAAUAGUUGUACGGUAAAGAAUCCUUCAGAAGAUACAUUUCGAAAUGAAAUAAAGUCCGGCAUGGCCAAUGGAAAGCACGUUGUCGUAGCCGGUUGCGUCCCGCAAGGUGCACCCAAAUCGGAUUAUUUACAUGGCCUAUCGGUCAUUGGAGUGCAGCAGAUUGACCGGGUUGUUGAAGUAGUGGAAGAAACAUUGAAGGGUCAUAGUGUGCGAUUAUUACAGAACAAAAAAGAACAUGGAAAACGUGUUGCCGGUGCACGAUUAGCACUACCUAAGGUGCGGAAGAAUCCUUUAAUUGAAAUUAUACCCAUAAACACUGGCUGCCUUAAUCAAUGCACCUAUUGCAAAACUAAACAUGCUCGUGGUGAUCUUGUUAGCUAUCCUCCACAAGAAAUUGUUGAUCGGGCUAUUCAAGCUUUUGCUGAGGGUUGUUGCGAAAUCUGGUUAACAUCGGAGGACACGGGGGCAUAUGGCAGAGACAUUGGGUCAUCAUUACCUGAACUUUUGUGGCAGUUAGUUAAAGUUAUACCAGAACAUUGUAUGCUGCGUGUGGGCAUGACCAAUCCACCGUAUAUAUUAGAGCACCUUGAGGAAAUCGCAAAGGUUCUGAAUCAUCCAAGAGUCUAUGCAUUUAUGCAUAUACCGGUGCAAAGUGGGAGUGAUUCCGUUUUAGGUGAAAUGAAACGCGAGUAUUGCCGAAGCGAGUUUGAGCAUGUAGUAGAUUUCCUGCGUAGUCGUGUCUCUGGAGUAACCAUCGCCACUGACAUAAUUUGUGGUUUCCCUACUGAAACGGAAGAAGACUUCGAGGAAACAAUGGAAAUGUGCGCUAAAUAUUGCUUUCCUAGUCUCUUUAUAAAUCAAUUCUUUCCACGUCCUGGUACACCUGCUGCCAAGAUGGAACGAAUACCAGCAUAUCUGGUGAAGAAGCGCACUAAACGGUUAACGGAUCUCUUUAACAGCUAUUCCCCAUAUGAUGGCCGCAAAGGUGAACAUUACACUGUAUUGGUAACAGAAAUAUCACAUGACAAGCAACAUUACGUUGGGCAUAAUAAAAGCUAUGAACAAAUAUUGUUGCCUAUGCGAAAAAAUCUACUUGGCACUGCGGUGCGAGUACGAAUAACCGAUACCAGUAAAUUCAGUAUGAUAGCCGAAAUAAUAGAUGAUGAAUCUGAAUGGACUCGCUGUGCUGUAAUACAGGAAAAUAAUGAUCACAUUCAAAAUGGCAAAACUAGUACGCAUUCGCAAGGCGGAAAUGAGGAUGUCAUAAGGAAAUAUGUUGGUUUUGGGCUGAUAUUCUUGUUAGUAGCUUUAGUUGUACAAAUGUUGUCGAAGUUUUUGUAGCAAUUUAUACAAGAAUAAAGAAUUAAUAAUAAAGUCAAUAUACAUAAAAGACAUCCAAUUUAAA